This is a messenger RNA of Coffea arabica (coffee), 1536 nucleotides long. Its product is annotated as alcohol dehydrogenase-like 7. Gene Ontology annotation, cellular component: cytosol. Gene Ontology annotation, molecular function: S-(hydroxymethyl)glutathione dehydrogenase [NAD(P)+] activity; alcohol dehydrogenase (NAD+) activity; zinc ion binding. Gene Ontology annotation, biological process: formaldehyde catabolic process. Lineage: Eukaryota; Viridiplantae; Streptophyta; Magnoliopsida; Gentianales; Rubiaceae. The record is from RefSeq and is a predicted model, not a curated record.
GCUUCACUGGCUUUCCUUCCAUCGUACUUCGUCAAGUUCUCUUGCAUUUGUAUUACAGUUCUAGUCUUCCUAGUUUUUUGUAUUUCAGUUUUCGUUGAGAGAAUCUGUGUUCAUUGCAAUGGCACAGAACCAAGAAGUAAGCAACACUGUUGGGAAGCCCAUCCAUUGCAGAGCUGCCGUUGCCAGGAAAGCAGGGGAGCCAUUAGUGAUAGAGGAAAUCAUAGUUGCCCCUCCAAAAGCCCGUGAGCUUCGCGUUCGAGUCUUAUGCUCCGCCCUCUGUUUCAGUGACAUCCAUUUCUGGAGGCUCAAAGAACCUCAUGGGUAUUAUCCAAGAAUUUUUGGUCAUGAAACUGUUGGGGUUGUGGAGAGUGUUGGAGAGGGAAUCGAGGAUGUAAAGGUGGGAGACACUGUCAUUCCAUCAUUCUUGGCUUACUGCGGAGAAUGUCCUGAUUGCACAUCCAUCAAAAGCAACCAAUGCUCCAAAUUGAGAUUCGAAUUGUCUCCUUAUAUUAGAGAUGGGACUAGCAGGUUUUCUGAUACCAAAGGAGAGACAAUUUACCACUUUGGCUACACAUCAGGUUUCAGUGAGUACACUGUGGUGGACAUCACUCACGUUACAAAAGUCGAUCCUGCACUUCCAGCCAGUAGAGCAUGCCUGCUUGGCUGUGGAGUAUCAACUGGUGUAGGUGCUGCAUGGAAAACAGCCGAUAUUGAAGAGGGUACAACUGUAGCUAUUUUUGGAUUGGGAGUAAUUGGAUUAGCGGUUGCUGAAGGAGCAAGACUUCGUGGAGCUAAGACAAUUAUCGGUGUGGAUCUGAACCCCGACAAAGUUGAAAUAGGUAAAAAGUUUGGCAUCACCAAUUUUAUCAACCCAAGGGAACUUGGCGGCAAACUUGCGAGCGAGGUGAUUCUUGAGAUGACUGAUGGCCUUGGUGCUGAUUACUGCUUUGAAUGCGUGGGCUUGCCAUCCCUAUCACAAGAAGCAUUUACUUGCUGCAGAAAGGGAUGGGGAAAGACCAUCAUAUUAGGAGUGGACAAGCCAGACUCGCAGUUUAUCCUCAACUCCCUAGUGAAUAAUCAUAGCGGGAAGACCAUCACAGGCGUCCAAUAUGGUGGUCUCAAGCCUAAUCUUGAUAUUGCCAUUCUUGCAAAACGUUACUUGGAUAAGGAGCUUCAGUUGGACUUGUUUGUCACGCAUGAGAUCAAACUUGAAGACAUCAACAAGGCUUUCAAGUUGCUCAUUGAGGGCAAGUGCCUCCGGACUGUCAUUUGGUUCGAUCAGGAGAGGGCAAGAGCCGAUGGUGUGACAUUUAAUGAAAUAUAAAGGAGAUUAGACUAACAAAUACUAGACAAGUUCUGUUGUAUUUUCGCGUUGACGUGUGUUAAAAUGGUCUCAUUCAAUUGAGAACCAUCCCUCUAAAUUUGCUCAAGUUUUGUAUUUCACAAGUUAAAUGAGAGCCCCAAGCAUGUAUUCUGUUUCCUUUGAUGUGCCUUGAAAUUUGAUAAAUCCUCCCUUCAAUGGGUUGCCAAACCAUA